Messenger RNA from Mytilus trossulus (common blue mussel), 564 nucleotides. Its product is annotated as putative ankyrin repeat protein RF_0381. Gene Ontology annotation, cellular component: ciliary inversin compartment. Bases 1 to 564 code for a protein of 187 amino acids. Gene Ontology annotation, biological process: protein localization to ciliary inversin compartment. The record is from RefSeq and is a predicted model, not a curated record. Lineage: Eukaryota; Metazoa; Mollusca; Bivalvia; Mytilida; Mytilidae. The transcript has a single exon. Gene Ontology annotation, molecular function: protein binding.
AUGGCUGAGGCUGGGGGAUGCUCAACGAUAGCAGACAAUCUUGGAAACCAUCCAAUUCAUUAUGCUAUAGCCUGCUUGCGCAAAACACCUGUUAAGAUGCUGCAAAUGCUUAUUGAAACCGGAGCCGAUACAAAUGCUAAGAACAUAUAUGAGCAAUCGAUAGCCCAUUUAGUGAGAGUUGAUAGCAAAGAUUUAACCUUUGAAAGAAUCAAAUCAAUAGUAAAUAUAAUGAAAACAACAGACAUUAAAUUUAACGCAUCUGAUAAAUGGGGCUGUUUUCCGUUAAUGUAUAUUAGUGCAUUUUACGAUUCCGAUUGUCUCCCUUUUCUGAAUGAUAUAACUUCAGCAUCGACCGUUCUAAAUGCAAUAGACAACAAUGGGUCGUCUGCAUUGCAUUAUGCUGCCUACCACGAUUCUGGCACUUUUGUCAAUUUGUUGAUUCAAAAUGGCGCAAGAAUUGACACCAGAGACAAACUCGGCGAGUCUCCAAUCGAAACAGCUAAACGUCAUCUAAGAAUAAGUUCAGAAGAAGCUCUUGAUGAAAGCACAACAUCGGAAAGCUAA